AUGUUGCCACACCCGAUUCUUGCAACGAAGGAUGACGAGGUGUACGUAGAACAAAGUAUCUUGUCCAUGCCGGAACUUAUGGACACCUUCUUUGGACUUCUAGAGCAAGUGUUCCUGGAGGGCAAAAACGAGCAAACUCCUCGAGUCUAUGCUGUGCACCACUCCAUUCAGUCCACGCUCAAGGUGCUUGCCACUGUGCCUCCGUCGUCGUAUCGAAGGAAUGAUUCUGAAUCAAGUGUCGACGAACUCCCGAAGCGGCUUGAGCGGAUGGAAAGACUUUUUCUCGAUGAUGUUGUUAGUGUUGGACCACAGGCUUUGGCGUGGAAAAAACCGGUGACUAGAUUAGCACAGGAAGCAGCUCAGCACAUGCGAGAUGCACACAUUAAAUUUCCCUUCUCCUCUUCCUUUGUACGGAAAGGGGUCACACACAGCUCAGUCGUAUUUGGGUUGCUGAUCGCCAUGCUGGUUUCCUCAUUUCUUGAGGUCACAGUCGCGCUGCUACUUGUUCCGUUGGUCCGCCCUCCUCCUGUGGUUGGGGUAGGUGUGGGGAUCAUCUCCAUUUUGUUCUUGGCAAUUCCCUGUAUUGCUAUCGGCUACUUUUUCUUCGCCUCGUCGGGGGCACUGCAGGAGUUCUACACUCGAAUGAUCGAAGAGCGUAUUUGCGCCAAUUCGAUGCCGCUGCGCCUGUCUGAACAGAACGACGGUGCGAGAGUCCCAAUUGGUGCAGCGAACCCGCUGCGGGUGCGCCGAGGGCGCGAUACAAAGAAAGGCUACUACACUAUUCCCUACGGCGACGGUGUGGGGUAUAUUGAGGGAAAGCACCUGGAUGCACAAGCAGUGAUGAUUGGGUUCGAUGAAAAAUUCCUUAUCACACGUUGGAACAUAGCCGCGGAGGUGAUGACAGGCUUCCUCGAAAACGGCUGUAUAGGGAAGCCGCUCUCGGAGCUCGUCAUUACGCCGAGCGGUGACGCUGCACAAGACAUCACUGCCCUGCAGGCGUCCCGCGGCGAUGUGAUGAAGGUAAAGCUGCGUGCCUUUGCUACAGCUCCAGUGACACUACUCACGAUAGCCGCACCAAUCUUGAAUCCUACAGGGACGCCAAUUGGGAGCAUUCUUAUUUGCGCAAACGCCAAGGAUAACUUAGGAGAGCAUCGCAACUACAUUCGUGACUAUUUCACAUCCGAGGUGAAUCUCUCAAUAUCCAAAUUGGUCUCGGCAAAGGUGGUAAAAACGGAAGGACAAGCUCUAAUUACUGGUCUGCAGUCUUUUCUGCAGUGCGCCUUCGUGAAACAGGUGGACGAGUUCGCGCGCGAGAUGUUGACAGAAUGGGAGUGGACCACAGCAGAACAGCUGUUGGCACAAGCACUCCGCUCCUCAACAUUGCAACACACAAGAUACGUAGAUCCCAUGUUUCCUGCCACACUGUGCUUACAUCCAAGCGUACCCAAAGUUAUUGCUACUGUGUUGAGUGCUCUGGGAGUUGCAUGUUCUGUGAAACUGCAGACGUUGAACCCAACUGGCAGCAUUUAUUCUUUGGCUGUGACCAUAACCCCAGUCUCUAAGGAAAAUGAGAAGCGACUUAAGAAGGCGAAUUUUCGGGAAAAUAUUGUACCUUCUCUACGCAGUAUCUGCGGGAAUAUGCACAUUGAUGACCACUAUGUUUCACUGCAUUUCCCGUGUCAGGUGACAGCAGCACUGGAGGAUGUGGAGGAUGCAGCCUUUAAGGCCUUUGAGGCGCGCAGUGAACGGUCCAUCAUUGACCAGACACGCGCCAUCGUCAACUGCACAGUAAAUGUUCUUACACUCAUUACAAACUUGGUGGACCAGCACAAUAUCUCCAUGAUUCUUUUGAAAACUAUGUUUGUUUCCCUUACGAGUGUGCGAGAACGACAUGAACUGGAAAAACGCCUCAAAUCAUCUACAAAUGACGUGGAUGUAAUUGUGUGCGAUCGUGGGUGGCUAAAUUCGGCGCGGGAAUUAAUACUCUCUCCUGAUCAUGGGGCUAUCGUCGUGCCAAUAGCUGAGCCCGGCGUUUCCGUCGCCUCGGAAGGGUUCCAGUACGUUAUCAACACACCCAUCUCUGGCAGCGAGAUACGGAGGGUACUUAUGGACAUAGGCACAGUUGUAUCACUCAAGAAGAAUGCGACCACUGCACGAGAGGAGCGCGAGCGCAUUCUCACACUCCGGCAGGACUCACCCUGGACAAAAGGCAAACUCCUCGGCCGAGGUUCAUUCGGCGCAGUGUAUGAAGCUGUGAGUGAUCUAACAGGCGGAAAGAUGGCCGUGAAGAUGUUUUACUUCUCUGCUGAUGGCGAGGAAUCUAUCAAUAAGCUCCUCAACGAAAUCCAGAUCAUGUGUAGUCUGAACCACCCGAACAUUGUCCAUUAUUUCCAUUGUGAGCGCAAAAACAACAAUGUAAAUCUUUUUAUGGAGUUAUGUGAUGCUUCCUUGAGUGACAUUAUCGUUGGAAAGACCAAGAAACCAGCGAAUCUGACCGUAGUACAGAUUAUUUGGCAGGUACUAACGGCUCUCACAUAUCUGCACGUCCGUGGUGUGGCACACCGGGACGUCAAACCGCCAAAUAUUUUGCUUAAAGGGGAAACUGUGAAAAUAACAGACUUUGGAACGGCGCGGCAGGGAAAGACAAGCAAAGAUGUGGAGGGUACACUUCGAUAUAUGGCUCCAGAAGUCUACAGAGGGGAGCCCCACUCGAGCCAGUGCGACAUUUGGUCCAUUGGUUGCUUGGCCAGCGAGCUCUUUGCCUGCCCACCCAAGUUUAUGGAUAGCCCGUUGCUUUUGGCGGACAUGACGUCUGCCGCCCCAUACUUGACAAACACUACUGACAAUGAGACGCUGAGCGACUUCUUGCGUAGGUGCUUCCGCCAUAAUCCUGAACAGCGACCAACCGCUGCGGAUCUUUUGCUGCACCCCCUUUUUUCCCCUGCGUGUAGUGAUGAUAUUGAAAAGCUCCCCACCAUUUUUUCUCCGGGCGCCAACCCCAAAAUACCCUUUGCCUUUUCUCUCUCAACCCAAAAGGAAUAG
Trypanosoma grayi is the source of this 3042-nucleotide messenger RNA. Its product is annotated as putative protein kinase. The transcript has a single exon. NCBI's taxonomy places the organism in Eukaryota, Euglenozoa, Kinetoplastea, Trypanosomatida, Trypanosomatidae. Gene Ontology annotation, molecular function: protein kinase activity; ATP binding. The record is from RefSeq and is a predicted model, not a curated record. Gene Ontology annotation, biological process: protein phosphorylation; regulation of DNA-templated transcription. Bases 1 to 3042 code for a protein of 1013 amino acids.